Messenger RNA from Candidula unifasciata, 1269 nucleotides. The record is from the annotation of a GenBank genome assembly. NCBI's taxonomy places the organism in Eukaryota, Metazoa, Mollusca, Gastropoda, Stylommatophora, Geomitridae.
AUGGCAACCGUGGUCAGACAAGUGAAGAGGUUCCAACGCUCAGACUGGUACACUGAUGCCUACACACAAGCCACCAGUGCUGACAACCAGAGGACAGCAGCAUUCGAUGUUUGCCAGGAGGCCAGAUUUCUGCGCAAUGAAACCGACUGCCAGACCAAAUGGGACCAGUACUCCACAGAGGUGAGGCUAGCAGAUCGGGUCAACAACCUGCGCAGGUGGAAGGAUCUCCUAGAGCGCAACCUGAGGCAGCUGGACCAGGAGAUCGCUGACUUGUCUGAGGCCAAAGAGACCGCCGAGGGGGUUCUGGAGAAUCUGAACUUGCGAACGGAUGUUGCUGUCGAAUGUUUAACUCUCCGCGAAGGUCGCAGGAAGAUUGAAGUGGUGGCUGAUGAGCCGGAGAAUGAGCUUUACAAGGAAUUUGAACUGAUUGAAAGCUGGAGAAAAAACGUACAACAGAGAAUCGCUGAGGCGUUUGGGCAGUUAUGUUUGCUUCAGGAGGCACGGCAGCAGGUCCAGUCAGAUUUGGAGGACAAGACCAUCGCUAUGGGGAUUGACAUAGACCAGUACAAUCUGUCAGACCGCUCGCCGGGCAUCACUUUCAAGCCGGACCCUUUGCGUGUUCCCAAGGGCAGCACCAGCAUCCUGGAGUGGGAUGAACGGAGUCGUUUCACCAAAGAGAAGGCCGAGUCGGAGCUGGCAGCGUCCAGCAAACUAAGGCUUGAGCUGUAUCAUACACUUCAACAGACAGCAAAUGAGUUGGACGCCCAGAAACAAGCAACAGAGUACGCCUUCAGGAAAAGAAUGCACAUCUGUAAACGUGCUAAGGAUGAACUGGAAUAUCAGAAAGCCACGAUAAUAAAAGAGGUGACAGAACAUCAGAGUGAGCUUCGGGGCUUGGAGGAGAGCAUCAGGAAGAGAAACCGAUCCACCAUGAAGGCAGAGACCCGGAUGGAGAACCGAACUUAUCGGCCCAAUAAAGAGAUGUGUUUUGAUGCAGCCCACUACGGUCUGGUGGACGAGGUCAAGCAGCUGCGUGCCACCACCGUGUCGCUGGAGGAGAAGCUGCAGCAGGCACACAACGCCCUCGACGCCCUGGCUAGAAACAUGGAUCGUCUCAACGACCAGAUUUCCUUGAAGAAUCAAACCUUACGUCUGGACCAGCAGUGCUUGGACAUCCGGCAGAAACUCAACCCUCCCGCCCAGAAGGGGAUCGAGAACAACCUGAUCCUGACAGGAAUCGAGAGGAUGAAGUCGGCUGUCCUGGCCUAG